AUGUCCUCCCGCCCGCCCGUCGUUUUGUCCAUCAUGUCCAUCGACGUAAACUCGACCCUCGGCGCCAUGCACAUCGGCGUUUCCGCUGCCGGAUUUUUGUUUGGAUUGACGACAGCCCAAGCGGUGUUCUACUACACGCAUUACCAGCGCGAUCAAUGGUACUUCAAGGUGCUCGUCGGCUGGACCGUCUUCCUCGACCUCUUCCAUCAAAUAUGCAUCGAGCAUAAUGGUUACAUGUACGAGAUCGCCAACUGGGACAAUCCUGCUGCUCUACUUGAAGCCUGGUGGAGCCUCAGGGCUGGUGUCUUCACCCUCGGUCUGAUCACAUUCACGGUGCAAAGCUUCUACGUCUGGCGUUUGUGGCAAUUGAGCCAGGGUUAUUAUCUCCCCACCUUUGUCUCUAUACUCACCCUGGCGACGUUCUGCACUACCAUGUACUGGUUCAAGAUUGUCCUUGGUCUCAAAAUGUUGUCCGAUAUCCCCGCCGUCCAGUAUCUCCAGACCACCGUCAACGCUCUCUCCGCAGGCACAGACGUUGUCAUCGCCUUCUGUAUGGUGUGGUAUCUGCGGCAUCGGAGGACUGGGUUUGAGAAGACGGACGGUAUCCUCGGACGUUUGAUGGUUCUUUGCGUGAAUACAGGCGCGCUCACGUCCAUCACCGCCCUGUGGGUCAUCAUCUCCGCGUCGGUAUGGCCGCAGACGCAGAUCUACAUCCUGUUUUACUACUUCCUCGCUCGGUUUUACAGUAACAGUCUCCUGGCAACACUGAACGUCCGCAACGCCAUUAGGCGUGCCGGUGAAUCAAAUCCGUCGUACGAGCUGGGCUAUGUCUCCACAGGCGGUAUGUUCGCAGUUGCUCACCCAACAGCGACACCUGGGGCCUCUACAGGUGUGGUCGUGCAGAUUGACCGCACGGUUGGGCGAGACGACAAGAGACCUGGCAUCGCGGAUGAUCAAGAGUCGAUCAAUACGACCGUCUGA
Molecule: messenger RNA, 981 nt
Organism: Peniophora sp. CBMAI 1063
Lineage: Eukaryota; Fungi; Basidiomycota; Agaricomycetes; Russulales; Peniophoraceae
Source: the annotation of a GenBank genome assembly